This is a messenger RNA of Ostertagia ostertagi, 780 nucleotides long. NCBI's taxonomy places the organism in Eukaryota, Metazoa, Nematoda, Chromadorea, Rhabditida, Trichostrongylidae. The record is from the annotation of a GenBank genome assembly.
AUGUCCAACGUCAAUGCCAGUAAGGCAAACCUGACCAAAGCGGUCGCUGACUGGGAAAUUGCUAAAGGUAAGAUACCGGCCUCCAUACUCCAGCCAGUUGACGUACAAAAUAGCGGCUCGCUACAAAUGCUUGAGGCACGUCAAGCAACCAUCAAAGUUUAUUUAGCGCAAGUUCGUGUGGCGUUAACUACGCUUUCCGAAAGCCGCCAAGCAUUUCUUAGCGUAGUCAAAGACUCAAGUGUUCCGGACGAAGAAAAUGACGCGCACACAACGCGCGCGCAAGAGACCCGCGUAGAUGCCGCCAUCACGGCAGCUGAAUCAAUUAUGUCUUCUCUUAGCGCACGUUAUAAUGAAGUUAAAGCGCUCAUUGACACUAAUCAACGCUCAUUACUUUCAGAUACAUUGUCGUGCGGAAGUACUCGUAGCCAAGAACAAACUCGAGAAGUCACGCCGACGGUGUCUACUGCAAGUGACAACGUUCGCACCUUCGUGCUACCGCAGCGCUCGAGCGACCCAUCAUGUGCACCGCCCUAUUACACCCCAUAUCACCCCGUAGGGCCGGUUGGACCCUCGUCCUCCAUUCUACCAGCGCACUCUGUUAUACAACUGGGCAAGCUCACACUGGAACCCUUCACUGGGGACAUCACCAAAUUCCAUCGUUUUUGGAGCGCAUUUGAGCUUGCGGUACACAACGAUCCAAAUACGCCACCGGCCUAUAAAUUCUUGUAUCUGCAAGGUUUACUCCAAGGCGAAGCUCCAGGUAGUACUGCAGGAUCUUGA